ACCUACAAUGCCAUUGCUAUAUUUGUUUGAGACUACCUUUGAACACCGUGGAGUGGCUUCCAAGGAGCUUUACAAACUUUGGUUAAACCAUACUGGCCCUGACUUCAAAUUGCAAGAAAAAGGAUUGAUAAAAUACUCCUUCAAGGUAAUAGUGUCAUAUAAUUUAUAGCAAAUCUCACUGCCAUUGUAUACCGUAUAAUUUCUAUCUGUAAUUCAACUAAUAAAAAAAAAACGACACUUCUUCCGUACCUCCGAGACAUCUUUUUGCUAUAUUAAGCUAACCUUAUAACUUUUUUUAAAGGGGCUAUGUCACCCAACACGCAUGCGCGAGCCAAUGAAAACAAACUUGAAAAAGACGGCGCAACUUUUUCAAGUUGUGUCGGAGAUUUUGGAAGGCUGUUUUUAUCUGUCUAAAUCUCAGCCAUCGUUCGACAGUUAGCGAAAUUUUGUAUUAAGAAUCGUUCUAUGGUGAUUACAGAACAAUUUUUUGGCGUUAUUUUAAAAUUGUUUGCCUGUGGAAUGUUUUUACGUGGAUUUACUGUGUCCUCUUAUCAGCGGCCGUUAUAAUGGCAGAGUUAAUGACGGCUACUCCACAAUGAGUGAUGGAAUCUUUGAUGGAAUCUUCCCUAUAGUUCACAGGACCUUUCUAUUGAGUUAUUUUAGAGGCUGCUGGCUCUUGGAUUUUUCUUGUGCUCAAAGUAUGUGGACAUAUAAUGAAGCGGCUAUCGAGUUGGCGGCGGCCGUUUUUUGUAAACGAUUACAAGAGCAUCAGGCCAUGAGUUUCGUGACGAAACUAAACUCCUGGCGAAGGAAACAUUCUAAAAUUCGGCUAGAUUCCUUCUUGUAUUUAUCUCGAUUCACGGCAAAGAUAAACACGACCGUUUGCUCGUCCAGAUUGUUCUCAACGGACUUAGAGAGGCACCUUAGUACGAGUUAGAUCCUGUAAAUGCCAUGUUUUUGAACUGUUUGUGUUCGAGCAUAAUUUUGGAAAAUAGCAGAGUUUACUUUCCCUUUUUAUCAACGGACUGCUUAUAGUGGAGUAGUAUACCAAUGAUGCUGGGUUCUGUUUUUCUCGACGUCGCAGUGAUUUGGCACGAUCGAACAAUUUUGCGCGAUAAUGUAUGUUUCCCUAAGAUCAAAACAAAGACUUGUCUCUUGUUCUAUCAGCAUCUAAAUUAUAAAAUCAGUAGCGACAGACAAGUCUAAUUGUUAAUGAUUUGAAACAGUCUUGGUCUUUAUCUUCGGUCUAGCGUCUUUUGUAGCUCGUUUGUAAAAUACAACUUCCAUUUAUUUUGUUGAAUAAGACAAUAUGUUGUUGUUGAAUUUUUGUUUGCGCUCUAUUUUAUGAAUCGCAUUCGUUUUUACUUCAAAACUACAAGUAAAAUUGUCGUCACAAUUUUAUUCUUGAUCUAGCAUAACCAGAGAAGAAACGUUCCAUAAAUUCUAUCGAAAUAUCCCUUAUCCAAACCCAUUUCGCUUGUUAACCUCUCUAAAUUCGGAACCUUAGACGUGACAGAGAACAUGAAGAAAGUCACGCGUUAAAAACAAUAGAAUUUUGACAGUUGAAAGUAAUUUGCAUAACCUCAGAGCGCACAUGGAGAAAGUCACGCGUUAAAAACAAUAGAAUUUUGACAGUUGAAAGUAAUUUGCAUAACCUCAGAGCGCAUGCUCUCCAGCUGACAUAGCCCCUUAUACUAAAGAACUACAGGACAGAAGCUGUAUUUAUAUAGAAAUAACAGGGGCACCCAACGACAAUUUUCGGAAAAUAUCUGUUCGGAAGACGAUUGAGAUCUAGAAUUUUCGGAACAGUUGUAGCAAAAUGUCUUGCUUGCCUGCCUCUCCUAGGAUUUUCGAACAUCUAAAAAAUGGUCUAAUUGCCCAUUUUUUAACGGAUUUUUACCCUAAAGGUCACCUAGAAUUUUCGGGAGCCUUUUUUCUGGCUGGAAUUUUCGAGAUGGUAAGGUUUGAUCCCUAUAAUUUUCGGAUCACUACAUCCGAACAGAUGAAAAAUUUUUAGGGGAUAAAAAUAUGCCUAUAUCUAUCGUUUAAAUACUAAAAUACGUUUAACAAUGUUAUGUUAAAGUGGUUUUGAACUAUGCUCUCGUUGGGUGCCCCUGAAAUAAGUCAUGAUUAUGAAUCAGUGGUGUAGACAACUGCAAAAGUACUAUCCCAAAUGACUGUCUAGGACUAAAGCCCUUUUGAAAUUACAGUGCGUGCAAAUAUUCUAGUAAACUCGCGAAGGAAAAACAAAAGUAAUAAAAACAAAACAAAACAAAAACAGCUCAAUAUGUUUCUCGAUCGUAAGUAAUGUUGUCAGGCAUGAAAUAUUGUCACGGUUUGGACAGGGUGGUUUCUGUACUUAUUCUAAUUCUUAUAAGCCCUGCACAUGAUUCAGGCCUUCCUGUAAAAUUUUCUUAAUCGAUUUUUCCGACAAUGACAGUUAUGCCGAUAAGAAUGAGAACGUUAAAAACUAAAAAAAGAACUUGAUCAAUGUGCACGCAGUCAUUUCCUCACGCUUACUCAAUUACGCAUAUAUAUGAGCACUGCGGAUUAGGUGUAUUACUGGUUUUCAGGGCAGAACACCAAUAAAAUAAUCUAUCACUAACGAACAUCUCCGCGCCAGUCCUCGUGGGUGACACCCCUAAGGAUUUAUAAAAAUCCCCAAAUUUAAAUAACAACUAUUUUCGUUUCCUUCAAGUAUUUCCUUAUUUGUGAAUGAUGAGAGGAAACUGCUCCCAGUAUUAAUAAACUCACCAUGACAACAGGCAUCGUUCGGAUUGCUUGUAAAAUUUUCUGAACAGAUAAGUAACAUAUGUAAGAUAGCCAGCCAACAAUUGCAAGUAUAAGGUUGAGGAAUUUGAUCCCAGGGCUAUUUAAUGUGAUAAUAAUUCAUCUUAAUUUUUGGACACUCCUGGGAAGGGUUAAACUGUACCAACUUUGUAGCGUAGAAGCUUGCAAGACACAGCAAUAUUAAUGUUUGAAGAAAGGAGGGGCUUAUGCCCGGAUUAUAUAAUUAGAUUAUUUUCCGCUAAUACAACACUGAUUCUUAAUACAAUUUUAAGAAUUAAGAAAUUGGUGAUUCCUAGGGUUAGUACCACUGGCUAUGGGAAACAUUCAGUUACAUAAUUAGGACCAUUACUCUGGUCCAAAUUAGAUCGGCUAAGGUAAGGAAACAGCAAUCUUUAGAUACUUUUAAGAAUUCAGUAAGGAAAUAAAACCUAUAGCUACGUUUAUUUCUGCGAAUGACAGCGUAGAAUUUCGUUUUGUAUUCAGGUGUGUUUCCUUAUUUCAUUUUUUUUAGGUUUUAUACAUAGGGUUUUUACUUUAUCUGAUCUCUAUUUGUGUUUUUAAGUUUUUGUUUUAGUUAGUUCUUUGAAAAUAACAGUGUCCUUACUUAGUGGAUAACCAACUGAAUAUAUUUAUUUCAGAUACAGAGAUAAAGAUAUUAUUCCUGUAAAUGCAGCAGCGAAUGACGCUUAUAAUAAUAAUAUUUUCCUGAUUUCUUUAAACUUUCUUUUUUAAGGUUGCUGGAGAAAAAACUGUCGUAGGAGGUAAGAAGAUGAGGACUAUGUUUAAGAAAAGAAAUAAAUUAUGAAACGUUUACUGCAAGUCAUCAGCGGUUGGAGAUUUAAAUAUGUCAAUAACGGUCAGGGAAUUAAUGCCCUACGUGAUAUAGCAAAAGUUGAUUGCAUUUUUAUUGCCCUGCGGAAACAUUAAUUAAGCAACAAAAUCUAUCCAGGCAUUAAGUUCCAAAUUCAGAAGCCUUAGCCACACCUACGUAAAUGAGCCCAUGAUUUUGGACACCGGAUCAUGAAUCUGAACAGGGCUAAAUAGCAGUUUAACCUGAUCGUGAUUACAGUUUUCCCAUAACUUACGUUAGUUAGGCAUAAGACAAAAGACGGCCUUUUACAAUUUCUACUGUCAUCAGUUCAGUUGUAAAUUCGUUUUCUCCAAAAUAUACAACUUACUUACUUUAGCUCAUACUAGAGGUGUCAUAGGAAGCUUUCGAUCAGCCACUUGUCUAGAGGCUGUGACGAGGAGGAUUUUGUGUGCCUUCCGGCUCAAGAUUCAGGUCAUUGUUAUACUCUAUGGCCUCUUUGCUAAGUUUGCGUAAGGCAAAGAUGGCAUCCGUACACCCUCCGCCCUUUCGGAAUCCCAUCUGUGCAUUGCUCAACCAGGACCGAAUGAACUUGAUUGAAAAACUCCACAUCUGGCCCCGGAUUCCUCUUGCUUGUGGAAUUCGGUAUCCUAGGGAUUGAAAUCUUGAAUGCAGCUCAAUGAAGCCGGAAACCCACUAACGAUUGGAAUCCGGAAUCCAAUACCUGGAAUCCGGAAACCACCGCGUGAAAACUAGAAUCCAGCACUGUCUUGGAUUUUCAUAUAUAGGGCAAAUGACUAUUUGAAAAUACAAUUUAAAAACCUACCUUAGACCCAGCGUGUGUUAAUGAUCUGACAGCCGUCGUUGUCUUUUCAGUGAUGUCGGUGGAGUCCCCUGGAGUACUGGACACGUGCUUUGCUCAACUUCCUUUAUACCAGGUCCUUGGAGAUCAGAUCCAUACACGGUUCACUCCCCUGAGGUCGUAUGAAGGAUUCGCCACAGAUCUCAGCGAGAGAGCUGGCAGCGAUACAAAGUUUGAGGAAGAAAAAGAAAAAAAGGAAUUGAAGCAGGGCCUCUUCUAUAUUGUCACCUCUAGCGUAGAGUUUGAUCCAGGUACUAUAUGUGCUAGUCCCAGGGGGCUUGCAUCAGGGUCCACCGCGCGGUCAAUCGUCUGAGGCGUCUUUUCCUUGAUUAUUCACUGGAAUUUCAUGAACCAUAAAAAGUAAAAACAUGGCCAUGGAUGUAUAAAAUAAUUAGUCAAUGGAACCAUCUUUUCAUUUUUCUCAAAAGUAUCAGCUUCAGUUUCGCUGAAAACGCUUCGCAGCUGAGUAAAACAAUGGUGCCGACAAUAAUACCAGUUUCCAAACUUUUUUUAGCAAUCUGUCAAAACUUAAGUAAAUUAACAGGGUAUUGGUAAUGUAUCAAAAUUGAAAUAUUGGAAGUAACAAACUUUGACACACUUUGCUCGUUUGACGCCUUGACGAUACCAUUCUAAGGGUGGAUCUAGGUGCGUAAAUAAAUUAGAGACAAUAGAGAGAUUUAGAGUGACGUUUAUGGCAAAGGGCAAUGGCAGAUUCAAGUUGAGAAUGUCUUAAAAUAAAAAACGUGCAGCUAAAAACAAUCCAAAAGAAUUGUUAUAGACAAACCUAACGUAAAGCUAAUAAUUUGGGGGUAGAAGUGAUAAACAGUUAAGCACAAGCUAAGGGACAACUUGGUCACGUGGUACAAAUUGCCGUAAACGUGACUCUAAAUAUCUCUAAUGUACGAAAGGUCGUGCGUGCUCGUGAAGUGUCCGUAAAAGUAAAAGUUGAGCGAGGUUCAACUUUUAAAUUACGCGACAGUGAAAAUCCACCCUCUCAGGCCAGGGAUGCUGGUUUUUAAGCUAGCCAUUGGCCAUGUAGCCUCCCACGCAGGCCAUGAGACUGGCUCAGUGUUGUGUCGCAUUGCACUAUGGGACUGUUUUAGGGACGCUAUCACUUCUUUUAUUAUUGGAUAAUGCGAGAUUACGCAGCAAAGUACUGUAGCACCGCAGUAACUCGAACUCUGAAGGGAAACGGAAACUGUUCGAGUUAGCGGGGAUUCGAAUUAUCCGAGCUCGUGUCAUCGGGGUUCUACUGUAGGUCAAAUUCUGCCCCCCGUAGUAAAAUAAGAAAUUAUUCCCCUCGACACAACAUCAAUGUAGUUUCAAGGGCAGCUCAUUGUGGCCUAUCGAUUAGUUACAAUUUAGACCAUUUCUCACCUGCCACUUGACGUUUGAGCCCAAUAUCUCAGUUUUCAGUCUUCUCUGCAAGACAUUAAGAAUCAGUUAACAAAAAAAAAAAAAAAAAAUAGAAGCAGUAACACUGUUUUUUUCUAACGUAACAGCCCUGAUGACGCAACAGGAUUUUCUCAAAGCCUGGGCCGAAGAGGCCAAAGCAGCCGUGGGAGCGAAAAAAUUGGGAACCUUGCUAGACUUAUGGAAAGUGGUCGCGGAAAAAAAGGUAGCAAUUUGUAGUAACUGCAUGAGCCCAUAAUCAGAAGUGAGCAACUCCCAUAAUAACGCUAGAUGUCACGUAGUUUUCUCGGACCAGUUUAUUUUUAGAUACAUUUUAGAUGUUUAGAGCUCUUUUCCCCCGAAAAUGGAAGCUCCGCUCGAUCUAUGAGUGCACAGCACAGCAUUUAACUCAGAAUCUUAAAUCUGAUAUAUUCCUUAGGUGGGUUUGUCAUCUUGGGGCUACCGAAGUCGCGCAAAUGAGUUUUGUCAACGCUGGUAGGCCAAGCGCGGCCCUUUCUUCUCUUAUUCGGAGCUUAUUCAAAUUAAGCACACGUUCAUUUGAAUUUGCCGCUUCGGCGGUCAUGAACUCAACUAAUUAAUGGUGUCCACUCAUUCUUUGCUAUGACGGCUCGAUGUUAGGAAUAAAAGGAACAAAACUCACUUUCCUUGUUAGCGGUUGCGUACGGGUGGUCACACCUAUAAAUAGUAAUAUAAUUUGACUGGGAAAAUCUCACUUACCAGAGGUGGUCGCACAUAGAAGUUCCACUGUAGUAUGAGAACUGAUAGAGGCUCCAUAUAGCGAUUCUACUGGUGGGGACUUUCUUACGCACAUUCUUAAUUGCAGGAAUUUUAAUUUUUUUCCAGUGUCGUAUUUGUUUUAAAUUUGUAACGUUCCACUUUUGUAUUAUGCCAACAGGUCAUAUCACUUUUUUGUGUCCAGGAUCCAGCAGAGCUCGAUAGAAUGUCUUUAGACCUGCCGAUCGCAAAAAAGACGGGAAUCAUAGUCCGUCAGGAGUGCAAAUCAAUAAGGCCGAUAGGGGAAUGGGCCGAGGACCUUAAAAAGCUUGCGGAGUAGACAAUGAAUACGUGAUAAUAGUUGCUUGGAGAUAUAUUAACUUCUGAUUUAAGCUUAAUAGAAAGUGACGCUCGUACACCAACCCACGGCCUAGCCAGUACCUAGCGCAUGCACACAGCUAUAACACCAGGGCAUGCAGUGACAGUUAUGGACAGCUGUUUCUCCCUUAUUGGCUUUGUCCGUUCAUAGGCCUGACGGCUAUACCAUGCUGUCCAUGGCUGCCACUGUCCGGCUGAUAUGGCAAUGCGCAUGCGUUAUUAGGCAGCCUGUGAUGCGCUCCUGUCCUGGGUCGGCUCCAACCUUGUUCCCAUGGUUCUCUCCUACCCGUCCUAAGGAAAGAACCCUGGGAACAAGGUUGGGUCGGCUCCUGGUACUGUCCAGGCCGUGGGUUGGUGUAAGUGUGUCACUGUCAAUUAAGUUUGUCUUAAGAAGUGCAACUAUGACGAAAAUGCGGUUGACAUCUGUGAGUGUUUAUCAAAACUAGAAUCAUCUAUGUUUUCUCUCUUUGAAUUAUUGACUCAGAAUGCCAUGGCAAUUGGGAAUGCUUUGGCAGGAAAUAGAAGAACCCUUGUUAUUUUUAGUUUUAAUCAUGUUAUUUCCGGUGACUCUAUAUUUUGGGUCUUGGUUUUCGAAACGAAAAUUGUCACCGACUUGAUUGCGAACACGACAUUUGCUUAGUUAAAUUACUCACAAAUUUGUUAUAGCAUGGGUAACCGGUAGGCUCUGUUCUAUUACAACAGUAUGAAUCCUGAAAAAUUACAGGGUGUUUGUAUGGGGUAAAGUUCCGAUCUUAAAAUUUAUAGGAAAUACCAAAUAAAAGUCACUGAAACUUU
This is a messenger RNA of Porites lobata, 7760 nucleotides long. The record is from the annotation of a GenBank genome assembly. NCBI's taxonomy places the organism in Eukaryota, Metazoa, Cnidaria, Anthozoa, Scleractinia, Poritidae.